AUGGGAAAGGAGAGGCCACUCUCAUUCUCAUCUCAUUUCAGUGUUUCUCUGCCUGAAAUGGAUGAACAUAACGGUGACCCAUCUGAGAUUAACAGCUUCCAGCUCAAAGGAGCACUCAACUCCAGAGUUUUUUACUUGAACAAGAAAAGGAAGUUACAGGUUGAGCAAUUAGGCUUGCCCAUAUCAAAGCAUAAAUGCUGGGAUCAUCGCUUACCUCUUGAAACUUCCACAAUAUAUGAAGAAAAUCAAGAAGAAAAAGACUUAAUCACACACAUAAUCGAGGAAAAUGCUGAAAUACGGGCCAUUGAUGAAGGAUCAGAUCCUGAAUCAGUUAAAGAUAGCAAUAGCUUUGUUGGGGAUUCUGAGUCUGUGUAUGGUGAAGCUAAAUUUGAGAUGGAGGUGUCAAUGAUAGGGCUACCGGACAGGUCAUCAACUUCAUCAUUCAACUGGGACAAUAGUCUUAGGGAUACCCAAUAUUCUUCAGACAAUGCUGCAGCACCAAGACACGCUGGAAAAGAGAAAUUGGCGUUUGUGGAAGGGGAGCAUGAUCAUUGCUGUCGUUAUGAUGGACUACAAGUAACUCAGAAUCUUGAAGAGCCCAUCCUAGAAAUUGAAAGCCCUUUAGAAUACUUUUGCUCUGAGUUUGGAACUGACAACAUCGAUCCAUGUACAGAUAAAGAAGUUGGUGAUAUUCUCUAUUCCAAUGGGGUGAACCCAAAUGCGUAUGUCCUUUCAUCUGGAAGAUGGGCUGUCAACCAAGAUGCUCAAUCAGGCCCCCGAAAACCAACCAUUGAUCGAGAAUUUGAGCAGUACUUUUCCAUGCUUAUGCUGUAG
Dovyalis caffra is the source of this 834-nucleotide messenger RNA. The record is from the annotation of a GenBank genome assembly. NCBI's taxonomy places the organism in Eukaryota, Viridiplantae, Streptophyta, Magnoliopsida, Malpighiales, Salicaceae.